UCUAACCAGUAUAAAUAGAAUGCACUCAGAGAAGGGAUAGAAUGACAAACCCAUGAUGAAUUGUUAGGGCAUGUUGAGUUGGUUCUGUCAAAGCCUGCAGUCAGAUGAUUUCACUGGCUGUGCAAGAUGAAAUCUCAUAUUUCAAUGUUUAAGUAAAAGUGUCAAAGUUCAGCUGAAGCAGGGACAAAUACAGAACAAAUUUUGUGUGUAUUUGUAACUAGGGCACCAGAGCAAUAGAGGAAGCCAAAAUGAGCCAGAAAAGCAAAAGAAGUUUAAAGGAGAAAUUUUCCUUGAAGAACAGCCUGGUUAAAGAAGCCCUCUCAGAGUUCCUGGGAACUUUUAUACUGAUAGCCCUUGGCUGUGGGUGUGUGGGGCAGACUGUGCUCAGCCGGGGACAGCAUGGAGGGCCCAUGACGGUGUCGGUGGGAUUUGCCAUGGCAGUCACCAUAGCAGUCUACGUGUCCGGGGGCGUUUCUGGUGGUCACAUAAACCCAGCUGUUUCAUUAGCCAUGUGCGUGACUGGAAGAUUAAAAUGGACCAAAUUACCAAUUUACAUAUUAGCACAACUCCUGGGAGCAUUUGUUGGAGCAGCGGCUGUCUUUGGGAUUUAUUACAAUGCCUUUAUGGAGUAUAGUGAUGGAAAACUUGAAGUCACAGGACCUAAUGCAACAGCACAAAUCUUUGCAACAUAUCCAGCUCCCUAUCUGACCCUCGUAAAUGGAUUUGCAGAUCAGGUGAUGUCAACAGCUGUUCUUCUUCUGGCUAUAUUUGCUAUUUUUGACACCAAAAAUAACAGCGUACCCAAGGGCCUGGAGCCAAUUGCAGUAGGACUUCUUAUAAUUGUUCUUACUUGCUCCUUGGGAAUGAACAGUGGCUGUGCCAUGAACCCAGCCAGGGAUCUUGGCCCAAGGCUCUUCACAGCUGUUGCAGGAUGGGGGAUGGAAGUAUUCACUGAGUGCUGUCUCUCUUCUCUUGGUGAUCCCUGGGGCAGGAGUACUCCCAAGUGGCUGCCAACCUUCUGUAUCUGGAGAGGGAUUACAGAGGCAGAAACAGCCUGAGAGCUGCCCUCAGCUCUGAAAAGCACUUACUCUUCCACUGACACCAACAUCUAAUACGAAAUAUCUGUGCAUAAAAUAAAAAUAAACAGCUAAUUAACCAGAAAUAACCAAUUUUAUUCAAAAUGGUAGAGGCAGGUUUUCACUUGUGUUAGAAUUUUGCAUAGUCAGUAGGCUCCAUAUGCAUUAUUAUAUUGUUUCCUUAAUCCACCAUGGAAAACAUGGGAAGAAGGAGAACACAGGUCAGGAAUGAGAAAGGGACAGUUUAUUUAUACGCCUACUCACGGACUAGCCCACACUCGCUGUAUGCCUGUGCAUUGGCCAAGGUACAUAAAGUUGUUCAUUUUCUCAGAAUCCUUCUGAUCACAACAUGUUCUGUCUAUAAAACAUAAAACCUUGUUUCUCCUACUCAUGCCAUUCCUAUGCACAUAAUUUCUGUAUGAGUGACAUUUACUUGUCUGAAGUUAUUAACAUGCAAAUCUUAAGCAGUGACAUACUAGAGUGAUAGCAUAACAAUGUCUUAAAUAUGCUCUCAAAUUGAUGUCAAUUCUGUGUUUUCUUAAAGGAUUUAAAUUUUAAUUAAUCAUUCAAUAUUUUGUAAAUUCUUUGGGGACACAUGGUAUUAACAUCACAAUUCAUCCUGGAUUCACAAAAGCCAGAAUUUCAUUCAGUAACAAGGUGUUAUAGACCUGUCUCUGACUGACAAUUUAAACUUCAAAGAAUGAAUUCCUACUUUUGGGUCAAACCUCAGCUGAAUCUUUACUACAAAACCAUGACCAGUAUCUCAUAAUAUAAUGGGAACAAUAACAAUCACCUCAUUCCAUAAACUUAUACAGACAUUAGCUGUUUUAUAAAAAACAGAAAAGCAUUUUGACUUUGCAUAAACUAUGCAAUUUCCUAAUAUCAACUGAUAUUCAGUGGUCACACUUAUGUUAAACUAAUAAUAAUAACAACAGUUGGCAACAAGUUUUUCUAGCUGAAAGAUGUUUUGAUUAAUGACUUAAUAGUAAUCAGUCUUAAUUUUCAUGUUGAAAUAAAUUAAUUUCAGGGCAUUGCUAAACUUUCAUUUUUGGGUUUGUUCUUUUUGGGAGAAAAGUGCUUGUUCUUUAGAGCUAAACUUAGUACUGGAGUAAUUUAGAAAGCUGCAAAUAGUACUGAGUUAAAAGCUGGCUACUGCAUGUUGUUUUAUUGAAGUCAGUGAAAUUAUUCACAAUGGGUGGCUAUACAGGCAAGAAGUGAUCAGAGAACUGAGAUCAGAGUAUGGCAGACAUUGUACUUUCUUGGAAUUUUGUCUGUGGAUUUGGAUGGUCAAAUACUGUGGUUCAAAAUAAAUAUAGUCAAUUCCUAAUAAAUGCA
Messenger RNA from Parus major (Great Tit), 2411 nucleotides. RefSeq names its product aquaporin 9 (gene AQP9). Bases 249 to 1058 code for a protein of 269 amino acids. Gene Ontology annotation, molecular function: water channel activity; urea transmembrane transporter activity; glycerol channel activity. The record is from RefSeq and is a predicted model, not a curated record. The transcript is spliced from 6 exons. Gene Ontology annotation, biological process: glycerol transmembrane transport; water transport. Lineage: Eukaryota; Metazoa; Chordata; Aves; Passeriformes; Paridae. Gene Ontology annotation, cellular component: plasma membrane; basolateral plasma membrane.